UCAGCACCUUCAAAGUUCGGUGGUCAAGUUAUUUGCCAUGAACAUGACUAGUCUCAACUUCGAUGAACAAGACGGGAUUUUGAGAACAAUUUCUGAUGCGCCGCCAACUCAUUACACUAUCAAAAUACAGUCGCUUUCAUUGCUGUCUGUCCAUUCACUGGAGAAAUAUGAAUCAGGGGAGUUUGACGCUGGAGGAUACAAAUGGAAACUGGUUUUCUAUCCAAAUGGAAACAAGAGCAAGAAUGUGAAAGAGCACAUCUCUCUCUACUUAGUAUUGGCUGGAGCAAAUGCCCCCAAGACUUGUUGGGAAGUGCAUGCUGCUUUCAGGUUGUUUUUGCUUGAUCAGAAUACUGGCAUGUACUUUGCUCUUCAAGAAAAAAAUGAAAGGCGCUUCCAUGGGAUGAAGCUUGACUGGGGAUUUGAUCAAUUCCUCCCUCUCAAUGCUUUUAUUGACACUUCCAAUGGAUUUCUCAUGGAAGAUGCCUGCGUGUUUGGAGCGGAGGUCUUCGUUCGUAAAGAAAAAAGCACAUGCAAAGGAGAGUGUCUAUCAAUGAUCAAGGAUGCCGUUAUGUACAAGCAUGUUUGGAACAUUUACUUCUCAAAGUUAAACGUGGGGAGCAAUGACUCACCAACGUUCAUUGCUGGAGACCAGAAAUGGAAGAUACAACUGUAUCCGUGGGGAAGAGACAGUGGGACGGGUAGCCAUCUCUCUCUUUAUUUGGCAUUAGCUGAUCCGACAUCUCUGCCUCCUACCUCUAAAAUAUAUGCAGAGUUUACCCUGCGCCUCAUAAAUCAACAGAACAGCAGCCUUCACUAUGCAUAUAGUAAAGUUAAUUGGUGGUUCAGUGCCUCCAGUCCCAUGCGGGGCUGGCAUAGAUUCAUUACAGUCGGAUGGUUCUGUGUGAAUCAGGCGAACUACAGGUACUUGGUGAACGAUAGUUGUACCGUGGAGGCUGAGGUCACUGUGCAUGGAACUGCUAGCGCGCUAGAGAAUGUGAAAGAGCACAUCUCUCUCUACUUAGUAUUGGCUGGAGCAAAUGCCCCCCAGACUUGUUGGGAAGUGCAUGCUGCUUUCAGGUUGUUUUUGCUUGAUCAGAAUAUUGGCAAGUACUUGGCUCUUCAAGACCAAAAUGAAAGGUGCUUCCAUGGGAUGAAGUUAGACUGGGGAUUUGAUAAAUUCCUCUCCCUCAAAGCUUUUACUGACGCUUCCAAUGGAUUUCUCGUGGAAGACACCUGCGUGUUUGGAGCGGAGGUCUUUGUUCGUAAAGAAAGAAGCACAUGCAAAGGAGAGUGUCUAUCAAUGAUCAAGGGUGCCAUUAUGUACAAGCAUGUUUGGAAAAUUGACAACUUCUCAAAGUUAAACGCGGAGAGCUAUGACUCACAAACAUUCAUUGCUGGAGACCAAAAAUGGAAGAUAAAACUGUAUCCGAAGGGAAGAGACGAUGAGUUGAGUGGCCAUCUCGCUCUUUAUUUGGCAUUAACUGAUCCGACAUCUCUGCCUCCUACCUCUAAAAUCUAUGCACAGUAUACCCUGCGCCUCUUAAAUCGAUACAGCAGCAGCUAUCACCGUGAAUAUAAAGUUACUCGGUGGGUCAGUGCCUCCAGUCCCAUGUUGGGCUGGCCGAGUUUCAUUACAGUCGCAUGGUUGACAAACACGAACUACAGGUUCUUGGUGGAUGAUAGUUGUACCGUGGAGGCUGAGGUCACUGUGCAUGGAACUGCUAGUGCGCUAGAGUAG
Molecule: messenger RNA, 1738 nt
Organism: Prunus mume (Japanese apricot)
Lineage: Eukaryota; Viridiplantae; Streptophyta; Magnoliopsida; Rosales; Rosaceae
Source: RefSeq, a predicted model, not a curated record